Messenger RNA from Rubroshorea leprosula, 1269 nucleotides. Lineage: Eukaryota; Viridiplantae; Streptophyta; Magnoliopsida; Malvales; Dipterocarpaceae. The record is from the annotation of a GenBank genome assembly.
AAAUAUCCCACCGAUUCUCUAUGCCACCUCUCUCAUUCAUUCUCUGUCUUUCUUCCCACCUUUGAAUCAAUUAUUGCGACAGAACGUUCUGGUACUCUGUUUAUCUCCGUUUGUUUUUCACUUCAUGGGUGCGGGUCUCUCUGCUCUGUUCACCGGUGGCUCUCUUUCUCAAUUGCCGGUGAGACCCAGUUUAGGAGACUUGCCGGAGAGCUGUGUGGCAUCGAUUAUUGGGUAUUUGGAUCCGCCUGAGAUAUGCAAAUUUGCAACGCUGAACAGAGCUUUUAGAGGGGCUUCUUGGGCUGAUUUUGUGUGGGAAGAAAAACUGCCCCCCAAUUAUCGAAUUCUGUUCGGAGAAGUCUUUGGUUCUGUUCCCGUACAGUGGGGUAAGAGAGACAUCUAUACGAGACUUUGCAGACCUCAUACUUUUGAUGAUGGUACCAAGAAAGUAUGGCUUGAUAAGAGCACAGGUGGUGUUUGUCUGUCGAUUUCUGCAAGAGGAUUGUCCAUAACAGGAAUUGAUGAUCGAAGAUAUUGGAAUCAUAUUCCUACUGAGGAGUCUAGGUUCUCUUCUGUUGCAUAUCUUCAGCAGAUCUGGUGGUUUGAGGUUGCCGGGGAGGUUGAGUUUCCGUUCCCAGCAGGCACUUACAGCCUAUUCUUCAGACUGCAGUUGGGGCGUGCCUCUAAGAGGCCGUUUGGACGCAGAAUCUGCAACACCGAGCAUGUCCAUGGUUGGGAUAUAAAACCCGUACGAUUUCAGCUAUGGACUUCAGAUGGUCAGUAUGCUGCAUCUCAAUGUACUUUGAGUGAUCCGGGGACAUGGAUUCACUACCAUGUGGGGAACUUUGUUGUUGAGAACUCUAGCGCACCCACAAAGAUUAAGUUCUCAAUGACCCAAAUUGAUUGCACACAUACUAAAGGUGGUGUCUGUCUAGACACUGUGGUGAUAUACCCAAGUAAAUUUAGAGAAAGGUUAAAGCAUUUUUGAAUAGCACUUUAACCUUGUUUAUGUAGGCCAGCACCCUCAGCUCUGUGUUUUUAGUUUAUAUAGAGCUAUGCAUCUUCGACGGCUAGUAUUCUCAAGUACUUCCAGUUCAGUGUCUCUUUUAGCGUUAGGGUCAUUUGCAUCCAAGCAAGCAAUGUGUAUAAUCAACUUGUAAUUUUCUUUCACUUUUGAUGUUCCCUUCUGUAUGAAAAAUUUUCAAACAAGGACAAUCAGUGUGUAUGACAGAAACUGCGUGUUUAGUGUAUGAAAAAAUUUAGGAACAAGGA